AUGCCGCAUAUGAGCUCAGGCGGCUCGGAAGAUUUUUUCUCAAAGGAUGAGGUUAAGGUGUAUAAAGAUGAGGGAGAGGAAGAAAAACGUUCGUCAGAAAAUCUCUCGGAAGAAAAGUUGGGACUUGUCACAGAAUCGGAAGAGGUUAGUGCACGGUGCCCUACAAUCGCCGAUUCUCUUUGA
Messenger RNA from Lottia gigantea (owl limpet), 183 nucleotides. RefSeq lists its product as hypothetical. The transcript has a single exon. Lineage: Eukaryota; Metazoa; Mollusca; Gastropoda; Lottiidae. The record is from RefSeq and is a predicted model, not a curated record. The coding region runs from base 1 to 183 and encodes 60 amino acids.